CUCUCUCUCUCUCUCUCUCUGAGUUGACCCACUUUGAGGACUUGAUCCUGCCUCCCCCCCCUUAUAAUCUCCUAAUUGCAGCAUUUUGUUCCACUCUGCCUUCUGAGAUGGCAAUGCUUUAUUAGCCUUCUCUAAUACAUACAUACAUACAUACAUACAUACAUACAUACAUACAUACAUACAUACAUACAUCUUUUAAUGCCAUAUCUUCCAUGAGGUGCCCUUGGUGCCUCUGUCCUUUUCCCCUCUUGGCUGCAGAGCAGCUAGAGAGAGUUUCUGCCUGCCCUUUGGAGACAACUUAGGGUCCUUCGGUGUGGGUCUCCCUAUUUCCCCCACCCCCAUCCUGACACGUCUCCCUGGGAGGAAAUGCAGGAAAAUUGAGGACUGGGUGAGGUGGGGGGAGGGGAUGCACACCUGAGAAAGAUGACCAGGCAGUUGCAUUACCUGGGCUGGUUUUAAUCUGCCCUUUUAUCGCUGCUCCCUGCAGCUUUACUCAUUUCCAGUUGAACUCAGCAGAGUUUCCAUUCUGGCUGGUCACUCCAAGAACUAAGAAUGAAUACCCAAGUUGGCUUUCCCCCUCUUCUUUCCCCAAUCUCUUUUCCUUCUGUCAAUAGCUUGGGUGUAACCUUCGAUGCCUCCCUUUCCAUGGAGCCGCAGGUUGCACCCACAGCAAAGGUGGCAUUUUUCCAUCUCUGCAGUAUUAAGCAGUUGGUCCCUUACCUUUCUCGCCCCGAUCUGGCCAUAGUGAUCCAUGUGACUGUCACCUCCAGGCUUGAUUAUUGUAACUCGUUCGACGCGGGGCUGCCCUUGAAGCUGACCCAGAUACUCCAGCGGGUGCAGAAUGCCGCGGCGAGGCUCCUUAUGGGGUCCUGGUCGCGGGAUCACAUUCAUUCCAGUGCUUUACCAGCUGCACUGGCUCCUGGUGGAGUACAGGGUCAGGUUUAAGGUGCUGGUUUUGACCUUUAAAGCCCUAUGCUGCCUAGGACCCUCGUACCUAUGAGACUGCCUCUCCUGGUAUGCCCCACGGAGGACUUUAAGGUCUGCAAAUAAUAACACCCUGAAGAUCCCAGGCCCCAGGGAGAUUAGACUGACCUCAACCAGAGCCGGGGCCUUUUCAGCCAUGGCCCCGACCUGGUGGAACACUCUGUCACAAGAUACCAGGGCCCUGCGGGAUUUGACAUCUUUCCGCAGGGCGUGCAAGACAGAACUGUUCCGCCUGGCCUUUGGUUUGGACUCAGUCUGACCCAUAUGUUUCCCUCCCCUUAUGGUUUUGAUUUAUGGGCUACUACUAAAAUGAGACUGCAUUUUAAAUUGUAUUUUAACCCGUAUUUUAAUUAACUGUUUUUUUCUUUUUCUUUUACAUUUUAUUGUAAUUUUAUUGGUGUUAGCUGACCUAAGCCCAGUUCUGGCCGGGGAGGGCGGGGUAUAAAUAAAAAUUACUUACUUUUGUGUUGUGUGUUUUUAGGUUUGUUAGCCUGAUGUGGGCACGGACUGUCCUGCUACUGAUAUUUGCAAACUGUUCUCAGGUCCCCGGUCUUUUUGCCAGGGCAUGAUUUUUAAAAGCUGUAAAUAAAUAAAUAAAUAUUUAUUUAUUUAUUUAUCUAUAAAUUUUUAUUUAUUUAUUUGUAAAUAAAGAGCAGGCUUUUGUGUCUGUGUGGUGGGGUGUAAUUUGAAAGUAGGGCUUGCUACAAAAUAUUUGCCUUGAUUGGGGCUGCCACUGAAAACGAGUCAGGCUCUAUGGGAACAAGCUGGAGGAGGAUCUGUCAAUUGGGGGAGGGGGCAGCGAUUACUUGACAUUAGCAGCCCCUCAACUCAAUUUCAGGCUCUUGCUCUGUUGAGACUGGCCUUCUUCACACGUCUGUAGUCCUGCUGUGCCUGAGGGCAAUAUCCUGUUUCUGACCCCUGGCCUUCCUCCAGGUUCUCUGCAGCACACUGCCCCUGCAGCUGGAGGCUCCAUUUUUGCCCUUCGUUGUGGGCCAGUUUCAACCCUUGCAGUCAGACACCCACACAGCUGCCUCUUUGGUGGAAAGGAAACAUACAGGGCAGGCCUAGAGGAGGAGCUGAAGUGAAGAGAAGGAACAUCGUCAUCAUCAUCAUCAUCAUCAUCACAAUUAUGCAGCUCAUUCUUUCAGUCCCAGCAAUGUGUGAAGUAUGGGAGGGCAGGUCCCUGCCCAAAAGGGGCUUCCGGUUGAUAAUUUCAUAUUUAGGGCAAUACCUUCCUUAGGGCCAUUGGAUCACCACUGCAUCUUGUGGCAUUGAGUUCCAGAAGUAAAUUCUGUGUUUGUGCCAAGAAGGAGUUCCUCUUUUUGGGGAACUGUUAUUUUCCCUUCCUGCCAAACUGCUCCAUAGGUGGGUGACUGGGUGUUGCUCUUGAGUGUUUUGAGGGGUGCUGAUGUGCUCUCAGGUCCAAUGUGGUGACUGCCGGGGGCCGGGGAGGUAGGGGAAAAGAAGAGGGAGGGCUGUGAGCACCAACACUGCAGAGGUGGCAGAGGGACGGGCUGGUAGUGAAUAUUUGCCGGCUGGGAAGCCAGUGGAAAUCGCAGUGCAGUGGCUUGUGGCCUCAGCUUCUUAGCAAAGGCAGACUUGAAAAAUAAAGCACAGAGGAAAACGGGGGAGAUGUGUGUGUUUGUGUGUGGAGGUGGUCCAAAGGGAACACUGAUCUGAUGGAACGAGGAUGUAAUUACCUUCCUUUGCCUCCUUCCAUGCCUGUAAUUGUGGUUUCGGAAAGACAUUCCGUGUUGUGCAAAUGUGCUUGCUGAAGCAAGAGGGUUGAGCGCCUCUUUCCUUUCCUUGGGGUGGGGCAUGUGUGUGUGUGUGUGUGUGUGAGAGAGAGAGAGAGAGAGAGAGAGAGAGAGAGAGAUUUCUCUCUCUCUUACACACACAGACUCUUACUGGUUGUUGGGAUGUUGCCGUUUUGCCCUGAUUUGGUUCUCUGUCCUUUUGUGGAGGGGAUUCUCAAACCCUGCUAAUUUCUCUCUCUUUUUUUGGCAUUGCCCCCCCCCCCAUUUUUGCUUCUGUUUUUGCCUCUGUUGGCGGUUGCAUCUGCUGAUCUAGCAUUUGCCAGCCUUGUCUCCCACCACCAUGUGUUUUCCCAAAUAAGCUCUCGUUUGUGCUCAUUUACAUAUCAUAAUAAUUAUUUUUUGGGGAGGGUGAGGGUGGAGAGGCUUGUGGAAGCCUUGGAAUUACCUAGACUGUGUUUAUACUGGAGCUUGUUUCUCAAGUGGCAAUCUCUGCAUUGGCUUCUCUCUCUCCAGAUGGUAAUUAUUUCCUUCUAAGAUCAGGAAAUAAUGCCUAUCUUUAUCUCCCAUUUUCACAGGAGGUGAUGGGUGGGGGUGUUGUUGCCCCCCCUAUAAGAGCAAAGGUACUUCCCCCUUCCCCCUCCACCCCCUGCAAAGGCCACACAGCAAGCUGGGGUCAAACCCAGGUAGCAAAAGCAGGAAUUCCUGGCCUCCAGGCUCAAACCACAGAUUGCUGGAAGACUUGUUCUCUUUUGCUAAAAACCCUCUCCUGCUUCUGUCAAAGUCUCUUGUGCCCAGAUCUCAAAGCCAACCCAGGCUGGCAGCCCCUUGGCAUUUUUGGCAAGGGGAUCCAUUCCCUUUCCUGCGCCACCAGAGCAGACACAGAGAGAGGUUUUUAGGUUGCUGGUCAUCACUGCCUCUAUUGCUGGAGACUACUAGCCUUACCCAACCCAGUGCCCUCCAGGUUUUCUGGACUUGAAAUCCCCAACCUGUCCUGGGGCUGAGGGGAAGUGUAGCUGUGCUACCCUGUUUCUCAUAUUUUAAGACAUAUCCAUAAAAUAAGCCAUAGCAGGAUUUUUAAGCAUUCAAGGAAUAUAAGCCAUACCCCGAAAAUAAGACAUAGUGAUAGGCGCAGCAGCAAUGCCGGCCGCGGCAGGAGGAGGAGGAAAAAAAUAAGACAUCCCUUGAAAAUAAGCCAUAGUGUGUUUUUUUGAGGAAAAAAUAAAUAUAAGACAUGUCUUAUAAUAUGAGAAACACGGGUAGUUUUGACCUGCAGACCAGUGAAGCUGAAUGUUGGCAGGUUCAGAACAGAUAAAGUCCUUCUCUGUGCAGUGCAUAGUUAUAAACUAUGGAACUCCCUCCCGAGGGAUGGCAGGAAAAGAGGACUGGACAAAUUCAUGCAUGAGGAGAAGGCUAUCAAUGGCUACAAGACACCAUGGCUGAGGCAGCAAUGCUUCUGCAUACCAGUUGCUGGAAACUGCAGCAGCAGAGAGUGCUGUAGUGCUCGGGUCCUGCUUGUGGGCUUCCUAUAGACACCUGGUUGGCCACUGUGAGGACAGGAUGCUGGACUAGAUUUGCCCCCUUUGGCCCAAUCCACCAGGGCUUAUCGUAAGUUCUCCUGAAUCACUGUGACCAGGCUCUCUCUGCCUCUCUCUUCCUGUGCUGUGUUUGGUGGUUGCUGUGUGUGGUGGCCCGGUCUUCUUCAGCCUGGUGCCCUCCAGAUGCUUUGGACCACAACUUCCAUCACCGCCACCCCCUGCUACCAGCCAGCAUUGAAGAUGCAGCCCAAUGCAGGGAGCCUUUUUUCUGCAGUGCAGGAGAAUGUGAAACUGAGCUCCUUUGCAUGCCUGAUCUUGCAGAGGGCUGCCCAGUGGACAGAAGUAGCAAUUAGAAAAAUGGUGUGUUGAGCUGCCUUGAACACCCCCCCAAAAAAACAUCUUUACACCGUAGACAUGUGUGGUUACUUCAGCACUGGAAUAAACAACAGCUGUCAAUCUUGGUUUUACAGGGACCUAACUGUAUGUUGUGUUAAUUGAGUGUCGGGAAACAGUAAGGGGUGUGUGGGUGUGUGUGGGUGUGAGAGAGAGAGGUGCAAACAAGGAACCUCCACAUGUUCAAAGGCAUUUUGGCUGUCAGUCUGUUUUUAAAUACAGUGGUACCUUGGUUUAAGAACACCUUAUUUUAUGAACAACUGCAACGCUGCAAACCUGGAAGUAGGUGUUUUGGUUUGUGAACUUUGCCUUCAAAUAAGAACAUUUCGCUUCCUGUUGAGUGUGUUCCAUUUGUAAAUUGAGUACCCCGCUGCUAUGGGAAAGCACGCCUUGGUUUAAGAACACUUUGGUUUAAGAACAGAUUUCCGGAACGGAUUAAGUUCGUAAGCCAAGGUAAUUCCUUUGUAAAGGGAGUGUUUCCCUUAGAGAAGGGCUUGAGGGGCAUUUGUGGCCCUUGGUACUCUCUCUCUGGCCCUCAGGACUCUCCCUAGGCCACGCCUCUGACUAUCCCUGCUUUGUGCCCUGCUUGGGUGUUUUCCCUAGCCUGAAUUGUGACCUUGAACUCUCCUAAUGCUUUUUGCUUGCCAGGAUGCAGUGUGAUUGUGAGUGUGUGUAGAAAAUAGGCUACUGCACACAGGCACAAUUGAAAUGCAUUGCUAUGCCCACUUUGGCCUCUGGCCCCUCCCACUGCUGGCAUACGGCCCUUGGAAGAUCGCCCAGAAAGGAAUGCGGCCCUCGGGCUGGAAAAGGAGCUUUUCCUUAAAGCAAAGGGAUUGGGCCUUUGAGCCUGGUGUCUUGGAAGCUGCUGUGUUGUGGUUGUUGUGGUUGUGCCCUUUUCAUGUCUACAUCUCCUUCCUUUCUCUUUCUCUUUCUCUGUUUCCUUCACGCUCUCCUUUCGCCUUGCCUGGUCUCUCUGCCAAUCCCUGUCUUUGGGUCAAUUUCUGUCUUCCCCUCCUUUACAACAGACCAGCCAGUAAAAAGCACCCUCACCUGCCCAGGUUGAGCAGCCUGUCUUCCUUGGGCGACUCAGCUCCAGAACGGCGCUCUCCUGGCCACCGCCGCCAGCCAUCUGACUCCAGCGAAACAACAGGUUUGGUCCAGCGUUGCGUCAUUAUCCAGAAAGACCAGCAUGGCUUUGGCUUCACUGUCAGUGGGGACAGAAUCGUCUUGGUGCAAUCUGUACGGCCAGGGGGGGCCGCCAUGAAGGCCGGCGUUCAGGAGGGUGACCGGAUUGUCAAAGUGAACGGGACGAUGGUGACCAACAGCUCCCACCUGGAAGUUGUGAAGCUCAUAAAAUCUGGUGCUUACGUCGCUCUCACCCUCUUGGGCUCCCCUCCUCCCUCCGUGGGGUUUCUGGGUUCCCAGCAGGAUGGGCACCAGCCGGGGGCUCCUCAGGUCACACCGGCAUGCCCUCCUCCGCCCCCUCCGCCCCCACUUCCUCCACCGCAGCGCAUCACAGGGCCAAAGCCACUGCAGGAUCCAGAAGUCCAGAAGCACGCAACACAGAUUCUCCGGAACAUGCUGAGGCAGGAGGAGGCAGAGCUGCAGCGUUGCUACGAGGCCUACAAUCGGAAUCCAGCUUCCCUGAUCGAGGAACAGAUUGAAGGUGCUCGCCGGAGAGUCAAUCAGUUACAGCUCAAGAUCCGCCAAGAGACAGGAGGGUUUCUGGAUUCCACCACCCGGCUAUUCGGUGACUUCAGCAGUUCCCGAGUCACUGAUGGGCGCCUCUCCUUGGACUCUCAGGACGGGGACAGCGGCAUGGAUUCUGGCACAGAGCGGUUCCCCUCUGUCAGCGAGAUCUCCCUGAAUCGGAAUUCGGUCCUGUCUGACCCCGGCUUGGACAGCCCCCACACCUCCCCAGUCAUCACCUCCAGAAUGUUCCAGCACCAUCGGCGCCAGGGCUCAGACACGCCAUUCUCCCCCUCCGCAGAACAGGGCUCGGAUCGGAUGCUGAGGCCGCUCAUCAUUGGUCCAGAGGAAGAUUACGACCCGGGAUACUUCAACAAUGAGUGUGACUCCCUCUUCCAGGAUUUAGGGAGGCUGAAGACGCGGCUGGCGCACUUGGGCGUCUUCUUGCGCUACAUCUUCUCUCAGGCUGACCCGAGUCCUCUGCUGCUAUACUUGUGCGCAGAUGUUUGCCAGCAGAUGAGCCCCAAGGAAGCCCGGGGUCUUGGGAAGGACAUUUGGCACAUCUUCCUGGAGAAAACUGCGCCUCUGAGAGUCAAGGUCUCUGAUCAAUUGUUGGCUGAGAUAGACUCCUGUCUGCGGAACGGGGAGGAUGUCCGAAGCAUUUUUGUAGAGGCCCAGGAGGCCGUUAUGCCUGAGAUCCAGGAGCAGAUCCAGGAUUACAGGACCAAGCGCACUAUGGGCCUGGGAAGCUUGUACGGGGAGAAUGACUUGAUGGACCUUGAUGGAGACCCCCAGAAGGAGCGCCAGGUGGCCGAGAAGCAGAUCGCUCAGCUUGGAGACAUUCUAUCGAAAUACGAAGAGGACAGGAGCGCCCCCAUGAGCUUCGCCUUGAACACCUACAUGGGCCAUGUGGGGAUCCGUCCGCGAGAGGCACGCCCAGUCAGCGUCGUGGAGAAGUCACAGGCACAAGAAAAAGACAAGUGGCUGCCCUUCUUCCCCAAGGCCAAGAAGAGCAGCAGCACCAAGAAGGAUAAAGAUGCCAUGGAGGACAAGAAGCGGAACCCCAUCCUCAAGUACAUUGGGAAGCCCAAAAGCUCCUCCCAGAGCACAUUUCAUGUCCCCUUGUCCCCUGUUGAAGUUAAACCCGGCAACGUGAGGAACAUCAUCCAGCACUUUGAGAACAACCAGCAUUACGACUCGCAGGAGCCUGGCUUGCAGCGCCUCUCCACCGGCAGCUUCCCUGAGGACCUCCUGGAGUCGGACAGUUCCAGGUCGGAGGUCAAACUCGGCCGGUCGGAGAGCCUGAAGGGCCGGGAGGAGCUCAAGAGGUUGCGGAAAGCAGAGAAUGUGCCUCGCUCCCGCAGCGAUGUAGAUAUGGACGCCGCUGCUGAGGCCACCCGCCUCCACCAGUCGGCCUCAUCUUCUGCGUCCAGCCUCUCUGCCAGGUCUCUGGAAAACCCCACACCGCCGUACACUCCCAAAAUGGGGCGCAGAAGCAUCGAGUCCCCAAACUUGGGCUUCAGCACCGACUCCUUCCUGCCCCACCUGCUGGAGGACGACCUCAUCCAGCUCUCGGACCUGGACCUGGAGCUGGACUCUCAAAACUGGCAACACACCGUCGGCCGUGAAGUCGUGUCUUCCCUGACGCAGCGGGAGAUCGACCGCCAGGAAGUCAUCAAUGAGCUGUUUGUGACAGAGGGCUCUCACUUGCGGAUCCUGCGUGUCCUGGACGUUCUCUUCUACCAACGCAUGAGAAAGGAGAGCCUUCUUUCCCGGGAGGAGCUGGCCCUCCUCUUCCCCAACCUCCCAGAGGUCUUGGAGAUCCACAAUUCUCUUUCGGAAUCGAUGAAGAGGCUGCGAGAGGAAGGGCCCAUCGUCAAAGAGAUUGGGGACCUCAUGCUUUCACGGUUUGACGGGGCUGCACGUGAGGAGUUCCAGCAGAUGGCUGCCCGCUUCUGCGCAUACCAGUCCAUGGCGCUUGAGCUGAUCAAAACCAAGCAGCGGAAGGAGACUCGCUUCCAGCUGUUCAUGCAGGAAGCCGAGAGCAACCCUCAGUGCCGCCGCCUUCAGUUGAAAGACCUCAUCAUCUCAGAGAUGCAGCGGCUGACUAAGUACCCUUUGCUGCUGGAGAACAUCAUCAAGUACACAGAUGGAGAGACCUUGGAGCACAAGAAGCUUUGCCAGGCCCGGGACCAGUGCCGAGAGAUCCUCCGGUAUGUGAAUGAGGCGGUGAAGCGGGCAGAAAACCAGCAGCGCCUGGAGGUCUACCAGAAGCGCCUAGAUGCCACUUCACUGGAGCGGACCAGCAACCCGCUGGCAGCGGAAUUCAAGAACCUCGACCUCCGAAGCCGUCGCAUGAUCCACGAGGGCCCUCUGAGUUGGCGGAUCAGCAAGGAUAAGACUGUGGAUCUUCACGUCUUGCUCCUUGAAGACCUCCUGGUACUUCUGCAAAAACAGGACGAGAAGCUGGUUCUCAAGUGCCACAGCAAGAUGGCCCUGGGCUCCUCGGACACCAAACAAACAUUCAGCCCUGUCCUCAAACUGAACGCAGUCCUCAUCCGCUCUGUGGCAACAGAUAAGCGAGCCCUCUUCAUCAUUUGCACUUCUGAAUUGGGACCCCAGAUCUACGAACUGGUAGCUUCGAGCUCUUCAGAAAAAAACACGUGGAUGGAACUAUUGGAAGAAGCGGUGAAGAGUGGUACCCGGAACGCCCCACAGCCUGCCAAGCGGCAUUCCCAGGAGCUCCCGCUGCACCCAGCGACUCCUUCCAGCCUAGUACUCCAGGAUGCUGACAUCUCCCCAAACCUGGCACCAAGCACCUCUGUGUCCACCCAGGAGGAGGACAUUUCAGCAGACGAUACCCCGACUGACCCCCUGGCUGAGGAGAGGCCCCUGGUACUGGUGGAAGAGCCAGAGGUUGGAGGCAGUGAGGAGAAGGAGCAGGAUGAGGAAGGCCUGUGUCCUGCUUUGUCGCCAUUCCCCACUGUGGAGAUGGAGCUUCCUCCUGGGCCUGAUGAACAGCUGCAGCCACUUCCGGAGGCUGCCUUUCCCGGGUGCCUGGCAGAGUCAGCCUUGCAGGACGUGGAGACCCUGCGGCACCUCCUCUUGCGCAGCUUCCUCCCCUGCCGGGAUGCUGACCCCGAGGAGGACCUGACCCCCACCCCUUCUGUGGUCGGGGCUGGCCAGCCUUGGGACUCUGUGCUGGCCAGUCAGGACUCGGGCAGCCAGGAGGAGCCGCCAGAGUCUGUGGAGAGCAGCGGAGCCGUGGAACUCCCCAAAUCUUCAGCAGCGGAUCCAGAGGGGGGCAGUGCUGGGCCGGAGGCUGAAGGCUCCCAGAGCACCGAGGAAGGGGAAGGGUCAGAGCCUCAUGGAGAUGAGAGGACGACAGACCCCUCCUCCGGCCAAGGGGCUGCUGCAGAAAGUGACAGACAGGGUGGCGGCAGCAGCAGCUACAAAGUAGUGCGGAAAGCAGAGGUGGAGGGAACUAACGGUGCUUUGCCUUUGACAGACGGCAGCCAGGCUGGAGGCGCAGCUCAUGAGGAUGGGAACUACUUCUACGUGAGCUUGCCGGCGGGUCCCGAGGAAUGCCAGCCGGACGCCAGGAGCCCCAGCCCCGUGGAGCCAGUCUGUCUUUCCAGCCCACCAAAGAGCUCCCCUCCUGCCAGGCCGCCACACAAGUGGCACCGUGCCAAGGAGAGCCCAGCAACAGGUUGGCUUGGCCACCUGGAAAGCCCGCCCGCUGCCCCAGAUCUCUCCCCCUCCAACCAAGUGGUCCGGGAUGUGGACGUCAUCUUCCAGACAAUAGAGCAGCUUUCCCUGAAGCUCACCAGGCUAAAGGAUGUUGAAAAGGCCCACCAGGAACUGCUGCAGUCCCUGAGCGGCAGCUCUACUACAGACAGCUCCACGCCAGUGGGCUGCGUGCCACCGGAGCUGAGCCAGCCACUGCCUGACAGCCGCCGAGUCUCCAGAGCCAGCAGUGAGGACCUUCUGCCCUUCCCACAAUCUCCGGGGGAGGCAGCAGCUGCCUUUGGCCAGAUCUCCCUUUCUGAAGACAGCCCCCGGGAGGUGACCCUUUAGGAAGGGGCAUUUUGCAACUGGAUGGACUGAAGGCAGGCAGGCAGGCGGACUCGCUCACGGGCAGAUCACUGCUCCCUCCUCUUCCCUGCCCACUUUCGAGGUCUCUGGGUUGAACUGAGGAGGCGGUCGGGGUCCUGUAGCAGCCAACGUAAAAAGCAGCAAAACCUGUGAUGGAGCAGAAGACAAACUGGAAUCCCUGGGAAGCACAUGCUGGAUUAAUUUGAACCCUGAAAAAAAGACUAUCUGUGGAGUUCUCCCCGUCAGGGGCUUCCCAGGAUGGACAGCCAAGCUCCCGGAGGGGUUUUAUUUGAGGGGGGGGCUUAAGAUGGAGAGAGCCCCCCGCUUCUCUCUCUCUCUGCCUGCAUGUCUCUUCCAUUUUGGGUAGGGGGUAGCCUCCAUUUGCUCCCCCCCCCCCCGGCUGAAUCAAUCGUGUACAUAUGCACACCUGCAUAUGCACCCCACAGACUGGCUUUUCCAAUGUAUAUGAAAGCUGGAAAUAUAUUCUGUAUAAUUGCACUUUUUCCAUUUUGUUUAUUUUGUUUUUCUCUCCAUGGUGUGGAAGAUCCCGCCCCCACUGGAGAGAGGUCCCAGCUGCUUCCAGACCUUAUUUGAUAUAAAUAUGUAUGUAUAUGCAUUGAGUUAUUGUAAAUAUAUGAAAAAGUUGUUGGGUUUUUUUUUUUAAAGCUAUGCCUCCAUACCCUGAUGGAUAUCUAGAAGAUGGAGAAGGCCCAUGGCCCCUGUAGCCCAGACUGGGUUGGUGGGGGUGGGGGGCAGCAAAGACCACUGCAACUCUCAGAGCCAUGGCAGCCCAAAGGGAUCAGGCAGGCGACGGCCUCCCUCCCUCCCCUGCGCCCCCACCCCAAACCCUCUCAGGGCAGAGUGGCUGCCCUCCACCCCACAAGCAUCGCUGUCUUCCGCUCUGGCACUUUCUUCGUGAGAGGUGGGAGAGGGCUGGGCUGUGGUGUGGUGACGCCAAGGUCGGCCGCCUGCCUUGCAAAUUGGGUCCUCAUGCCGUUUUAUUUGGGGAGGGGGCGCCUGCUGGUGCUAUGACAAUCUGCCUCUCUCCCCAGUCGCCCGGAGGAGCCUCUUUCCUCCCGUGGCCAGUCUGACUUUGCCACGGUGCAGGAGGGGUUUGGGCUGAAGCAGAGGGCAGGCGACCCUCUUAGUUCUCAGGCUUGCCACCCCCCAACCCAGCCUAGCCGGGCCGUGCA
This is a messenger RNA of Zootoca vivipara (common lizard), 11646 nucleotides long. The record is from RefSeq and is a predicted model, not a curated record. Lineage: Eukaryota; Metazoa; Chordata; Lepidosauria; Squamata; Lacertidae.